CCGGCCACAACAACAAGCAGCCAUGUGUGUUUGUUGACAUUAUCUGCUGGACACUCCAUUUUCCCCGCCCAGCACGCCCGCACGCCCGCCCGCCGACACCGUGCGCCCCGGGACAUGACAGCAGGGCCCUUACACUACCCUCAGGAAGGCGCGGCGGCGGAGAGAAGGGCAGCGGAGGGGAGCAGCGCGGAGUAGUAACAGAGCUGAAGUGACGGUCACCUCUCUGCCAUGUCAGUGUGUUUGUACAUCUUUCUGCCAGCCGGGAAGGACAGCAAGUUACUCGGGGCUGAGGCGGCGCCGGGAGGAAGAAGCAACACGAGAAUAUAGUGAAAACGCCUAAAGUGUGACGUCUACCUGCGUGCUUUAUGCUCUAAAACCUAAAAUAUGAAUUAUUUGUGAAUACUUAUCAAAAACAAUCAAAUAUUCAGCAAAAAGCUGUACUCUACCUCUCUGUACGGUAAGAAAUAAAAGAAAGGAUGUGAUUGCUUAUGUUUUGUGCUUGAAAAAAAUAUUAGUAUGAGCACAAUGAAAAAAUGAUAAUAACAGUAAAGAAAAGCCUGAACUCUCCCCACUACCUUCCUUAAAGGGCAGGUAGUACCAGCGGCAGAAAGUGAGUGCCACCAUGAGUGCCAUGCUGGGUAGUGGCGGCAGCUGUGACAGUGGCGCCAGGGCCUGACGGUGUGAUGGCACCAACAGUGAUGGCACAGUGGCGUGGCAGCUCCUGAGGCAGUGUGUGGCCGCCAUGAGUAAUCCCGGGGACAAGUACCGCCACUUCCUCAGCAUGCACGGGCCGCUGCUGCAGGGCACUGGUGGCUGUGGCAGCAGUGGUGGUGGGGGGUACCAGUGUAGUGAGUGCGGGGAGCUGUUUGCUGAGAAGAACGGGCUGCGGGAACACGCCCUCCACCACGCCGGGGACAAACGCAAUCUGUGCAACCUGUGCGGCAAGCAGUUCACGCGCAAGAGUGACCUGAGCCGCCACUUGCUGAUCCACAGUGGGGAGAAGCGCUAUAAGUGUGGCGAGUGUUGCAAGCUGUUCACCCGCACCAGUGACCUCAACCGCCACGUCCUCACCCACAGCGGGGAGAAGCGGCACAUCUGUGGGGAGUGCGGGAAGCGUUUCACCAGGAAGAGUGAUCUGAACCGUCACAUCUUGGUGCACAGCACGGACAAGAGGUGUGAGUGUGCCGAGUGUGGGAAGCUGUUUGGGCGCGAGGAGAGCCUCCGCGUCCACAUGGCGGUGCAUGCCGGCACCAGAAAAUACCAGUGUGAGGAAUGCGGCGAACUCUUCCCAGACAACGCCACCUUGCGGGCCCACAGGUUCCUUCACACAGGGGAGAAGCCAUACAAGUGCGGUGGCUGCGAGAAACAGUUCACGCGGAAGAGCGACCUCAACCGCCACGCGUCCAUGCACAGCGAGGAGAAGCGCUUCAAGUGUCCCGAGUGCGGCCAGCUGUUCACUCACAAGAAUGAGCUCAGCGGCCACAUGCUGGUGCACUGUGCUGAGCGGAACUACAAGUGUCAGGAGUGCAGCAAGCGCUUCAACUGUAACUCAAAGCUGAAACGCCACAUGCUGGUGCACACUGGCGAGCGUCACUACAAGUGUGACGUCUGUGACAAGCGCUUCUCCUGCAACUCCAAACUGAAGCGGCACAUGCUGGUGCACAGCGGCGAGAAGAACUAUAAGUGUGACGAGUGCGACAAGUCCUUCAACUGUAACUCCAAGCUGAAGAGACACGUGUUUGUGCACAGUGGCGGUGACGGCAGUGUGAGUGGCGGCCGCCCGAGGGACAAACAGGUGUGUGACGGCAGCUUUGGCCCCGAUUGUUCCUUCAUCAUGUCGGAGGCGGUGAACGAGGUGUUUGUAAUGCCCACGGCGGUGAACAACCACCACCACCACCACCACCACCAAGUUUUUGUGAAGGAGGAAAGCCUCGAGGACUGCGUGUUUGUGAACAAGAUACAUUUUCAGUGAUGCCUCGGUGAAUACUUUGUUAAGACUCAGUUCCGGUGACUCGUAGUGUAUUGUUUUGUUAGGAUGAGCAUGUGGAAAUUACCUGACUUCAGAUGACUUGUGUUCAAACUCAUGUUAUUAUCCCUUCCCUGCCUGUGUCAUGGCACAAACACUAAAAAGGCUGGAAAUGGUCUAUUAUUGAAAUUUCUGUUUAGAAGAUUCGUGGUCAUAUUUUCAUCCCUUCUUUGCUUGAACCACAAGAAAGACACUAAACAAAGCAGAAUUUUUUUAUUAAAAUUUAAUUUCCAGAAAGUUCAUAUCCAGACAAUGUUUUCAUCUCUCUCACAUGAACCACUGGACACUACAUGGGCUGAGUGGUCAGCAACAAACAUUUCUGUUUAAAAGACUAUAUAUGUCCAAACCCAUAUUAUACAACUCUCCCAUACUUGAACCAUUGGAAAAAGGAAAGGAAAAAAAGGCAAGACUGCAGAACAAAAGGUAACAGGUUAUCCUCUAAUAUGGUGGCCAGAAUGAUAUAGUCACUGCUUUCAACUAUUCCUCUAAGCCCCACCUUCUUCAUUAUCAAUCCAGACUUGUCAUAAACUUCAUCACAUCCUGUUUUCAGAUUAAUUAAUCAUCCUUUAUAUAUUUCAACCAGGUGCUCCUCGCAUGCACAGUCACUUAUUAAAAUGUAUUUUGAGAGGGGAGCUUGGAAUGUAAACUAACCAUAUUGCUUUUGUAAUAUUAUAAUGUGGUAUUUCUUUUUAGGACUCUAACCCAUACUUAGAAUGAGGCUUGCCAAAACAAUAUUGUUUCAUGGCAUAGAUAAUAUUAAAUUUUCUAUCAAUCUGCCCUGAGUCCCUUUCCUUGGAACUCCCUCAGUGAGGUGGCCAUGGCAGAUGUCUCCUUUUGUUCCUUUCCGUGCCCUCCAUUCUUGAAUACUCAUCUUCUCUUCACUCUCUCAAGUAUACUACCUCCGUCCUCCCAUUUUACUGCAGGUCAUCCUCUUGCACUCACCCAUGCAGCUCAUUCUUUGUCAGUUCAUUCCUUCCCUCAGACAACAAACACAACCAUGGCCAGUCAGCAAGGACUUUCGUAUGAGGAUAGGGUUUAGGGGACUAGUUGGCUGGUGACGGCUAUAGAGAAUAUUUGCUGUAGGUGACACGUUACUAUUUAUUUCACACCAGUGAGGCUUGGCUGAGUUAGAAAGGCACUUGGAUGUUAUUAAAGACUUUGAUGUGGUUGUGAAGGUUUACAAGUAUCAAGCUUUGUACUGUGUUUUUUUUUUUUUACAGUAAAAUAGGCAGGUCAAGAAAUGUGCAAUGAAAUAGAAAAUUAUUGCUAUAUGCUGCUGUAAAGAAUAUACUACUGGUAAUGCCAAAAUAGAAGUUGUGAAGGUCCAAUGAAUGACAGGUAUAUUUUCCUAUUUCCGUUCAUUAACAAGUGAAAAUAAUCAAGCAUACACACCACAGUAAGGCUGAGGCAGGAAAUUGCUUGGAUGUUAUUUAAAAACUUGAUGUGGGUGUGAAAGUAUGCAAAUGUCAAGGUCUGCAUUGUGUGGCGAGAGUGAAAUCAUGAACGUGAAAGCUGAUAACAAUGUAAGGAUGUUAACUAGAGGUGGAGCAGGUUGGCAUAGGCAGGGCAAGGCUUGUGGGGUGAGCAGCAAGCGUAGGCAGUAAAAGGGUGGCAUAGCGGUGUUGGUAGUACUCGCUGUAGUGUGUGCAUCAGGUAAUAAUAAUAAUAAUGACAGGAUAUGUGCCGGUAGUAGUUCUUUCGUCUAGGUUAUGGAACAUGCAAAUAGUUCUGUAGUGUACAUAAGGGAUGGAAGAUGUAUGAUUCUGUUAUGGGAGAAGAGAUAUUGAUGAUCUGCUUAGCCAAUGGUUGUGUUGUAUUGUCAUCUUUCUGACCUGAUGUUAAGGUUAUGGAAGAUGCAAUUAGGUUAAUACUUUAUGAAAUGAUGGAAGAUGUACGAAUUUGUUUUGGAGAAAUUAAUAUCUGGUGACAUUUUGUUUUAUGGGAAAACUUGAUAAUAUUCUUUGCUCAUAGCUGUAAUGAAUUGUCAAGAUUUUUUGUUGUUUUUAGGUAAUGAAAAAUGCAGCUAAUUUAGUACUAGUCUAUGCAAGUGAUGGAAGACUGAUGAAUGGUUUUGUUUCUGAAAAAAUGGUGUUAUUUUGUGUUUUGAGUUGUUAAAUCAUGUUUUUUUUUCAGUUUACAUUACAAAAGAAGCAGUUAGUUAAGUAUAGUUUACUUCAGUGAUAAUCCUGUCGUUUUGUUUCAGGAAGAGAAAUUAAGUUUUUAAAAAAAUUGUGUUGACAUGUUGUUUUUAUUGAUUGGUGAAGAAAUAAUUUGAAACUGAUGAGUGCUGGACCAUUUGCCAAGCUGAUGAGUAGUUUUCCUUAUUUCUUAGUGUUUUUGGUUUGAGUAAAUAAAGAAAAAGAAAAUCAUACCUAUGUAUGUACAUCUCUAGUCAGGCAUAAUAGGGAAGCAAUCUGCUGAGAGGUAUUUCUGCAGCAGGAGAAAUGAUGGAGAGACAAGUGCCAGUUAGUAUAUUAUUGGCUGGUAGGAGUAGGAGGCAGCGUGGGUGGUGAUCGCUAGUGUUAGUAGAUUAGGUCGCUUAUUCCUAACUCAAAAUGCAGCCGCCUCACUCUGCCGAUGCCUUGAUAUGCGGAGAUGUGUUGGAUAGGAUUAGCUCAGACUAGGUACAAAUGUUGAGGUCCACUUAUUAUUCUUAAACUAGGAUGGUUUUAUGGUAAAGGCUUGGGUUGACUACCUGCCCAAUUUUGUAAUCAAUGGAAAUCACCUGUUUAACUUAAUGAUAUAACUUACCUGUCAUCUUAAAAGUGAUAGAUCACCUGUUAGAAUUGACAAGGAGUACACACCUGUCCUGUUUUGCAAGUGAUUAAUAUUACCUGUAAACCCAUAAGGACAAAAUAAUUAUCUACCCUUACUCAUUAAAAAUGGAGAUUACUUUUUUUAAUUAAAUUAUUAAAAAUCCCUUACCUUAAUGUGAAAGGGGGAAUUUGCCUGUGAAAACUUGGUGAAAUAAUACCUGUGAAACUUAAUAACAAAAGAUUACCUGUUCUUAGUCCUUACCUUUACAACAGCCGACCUUCCCUUCUGUGCAACUAGUCCAUUCCAGCAACUGACAGAAACUGCUCAAAUUAUGGCAACAGCCUCUCCAUAACUGUUCCUUUAGGCUAGUUUAUAACUCUUACUAUAUUUUUGCCCGUGACUAAGGAAAACAAAGGAAACAACAUAUUUUUAACACCAACACACUAUGAUCAUUUACUAUGACAAGAAAAUCAAUGCUGCAGCGCCCCCUCCAUGCAUGUCAAGAAGUAAAGGAUUGCAGCCGUUACAUUUGUGAGCCUUCCUUUGUCAGUCGCUGGAGUGGACCACUGUCAAAAAAGUAUGUUGGCAUGUAUGAAAGUAUAAGCUCCCUGAAUGAGUGUAUAUGGCUGGCUCUGCAUAUACAUGGAUGUACAUAUUCUACUCUUAAUAUAUAUGUAAGUUAUGCUUCAAGUAACAUCGGUGUCCUACUAUUCUAUACUACUACUACUUCUAUUACUACUUCAAGAGCAUGUUCACCAAUUAGUAUGUGCUUCUUAAUCUUCACAGCUUUAACCCAUGUUCAUAUAGGGUCAAAUUAAAGAAAGUUUAUCCUUAAAUUGUAUUGGACACUGGUUAGGCCUCACCUAGAUUAUGCUGUUCAGUAUCUACCCCUAUCAUAAAGAAUAAUAAGCAAAAUUAUCCAAGAACUAAGAAACUUACUGUAUAAAGAAGAUAAAUACUCAACCACCAUUCUCUGUUAAGACAGACUAUGUAAUUAUGGAUGGGGAGGUAAAUCUGUCAAUAACCCACUCUCAGGAGUUGUCCUGUUGAAGUCAUCGGGCCUCUUGUAGUCUUCUUAUAUCCUUGUGUAUUAGUUGGUGAAUAUACCUUACUACUACUACCACUAUUAUCAAGCUCCUCCCUGUAACCUUUCAGUGUGUUGCCAAGUCUAUAAAGAGGAUACAUGUAUGUUUACCACUGUCCUCAGCUGCUCCUUGGUGAAUGCAUAAUGAUGUUGGUAACAGUGCUGUUCCUGCUGCUGCUGCUGCUCUUUCAGCAAUACAGUGUUCCAUCCUGAA
Messenger RNA from Eriocheir sinensis (Chinese mitten crab), 6081 nucleotides. RefSeq names its product zinc finger protein 83-like. Bases 743 to 1972 code for a protein of 409 amino acids. The record is from RefSeq and is a predicted model, not a curated record. The transcript is spliced from 2 exons. Lineage: Eukaryota; Metazoa; Arthropoda; Malacostraca; Decapoda; Varunidae.